AUGAGCUCGAGGACAGAGGGGCUCCGGGACACGAAGGUGCAGGUGAAGCAGCGCCUGGUCCUGGAGAGGCCGCGCAGGGAGCUCCAUCGAGAUCCCCAGCCUGUCAGCAGUGGGCACGGAGCAGCGGUGUCCGGUGCAGGCAGCGUGGGCUUCUGUGGGACCCGGAUGCACUUAGGACACCACAGCGAGAAGUCAGGGCAGGCUGUCCCCAGGGCACUGGUGCUGCUGCGCUUGGAGAUCCACGUGAUGGUACGUGGAGUACUAUACGGCAGUGGAAACCCCACAGCCACAACUGUCAGCGUGCAGGAACUGCAGGGGCUGGAUGAAGCCAAUCCUUACUUCUGUGUUGAUGCUGAGCGUCCAGGUCUACAGGCUCAGUACGGUCGGAUGCGCCACCCUGGGCUGGCAGCUCUGCCUGGCUCUACAGCCGUGGGCGAGCUCAGGGACCCAGCCCACCUGAGUCAGGUCCCCUGCUCUGAGCUGGCUUUUGUCCCACUCGAGAGAGGUUCCUGCUGUGCAGGGGGCCGGCGUGUGCAGAUAGAUGAUGAGAUCUCAGGGGGAGCGCACAGCCAGGUCCCACACCGCCCAGAGAGCCAAGUGCCAGUUAUCUGUGACUACGGCUCAGGCUUCAGCAAGCUGGGCUUCGCAGGAUGCGAGGCUCCCUACGCCGUCUUCCCAACCGUCCCGGGCAAACUCCGGCAUGACACCAUGUUGGUGGGAAUGGAGGAAGAAGACUGGUUUAUCGGAGAUGAGGUCCAGAACAAGCGAGGGAUCCUCAACUUGCAAUACCCCAUCUCCCAGGGAGCCAUCACCAACUGGGACAAUAUGGAGAAGAUCUGGCAUCACUGUUUCUACCACGUGCUCAGCAUCGCCCCCGAGGAGCACCCUCUCAUGGUGACAGAACCUCCCUUAAGCAAAACAUCCACCAAAGAGAAAGUGACCCAGGUCCUGUUUGAGACCUUCGGCGUCCCCGCCCUCUACAUAGGCAACCAAGGUGUCCUGUCUCUGUACUCUUCCGGCCAAACCUCGGGAACAACCAUCGAGUCUGGAGAAGGGAUGACGUACUUUGUGCCCAUCAUUGAUGGCUGUCCUUUGCUUCAGUCAACCACCCAGAUGAACGUAGCCGGCCAAGACCUGACCAUGUACCUUAUGCAACUGUUGGCCCAAGAGGGGAACCUGCUGGUGAGCACAGGGGAUCCAGAGUUCGUCAGGGACAUAAAAGAGAAGUGCUGCUAUGUGGCCUUGGACUUCAACAAGGAGAAGUCCAAAGAUAACCUGCUGUCCUGCCAAAACAAAUUCCUGCUUCCUGAUGGCCAGGAGAUCACCCUCAGGCAGGAGCAUUUCCUCUGCCCCGAGGUGCUCUUCCAGCCCAGCCUCAUCGAGAGGAACAGCCUGGGCAUGCCCAUGACCGUCUUCCGCUGCAUCUCCUCCUGUCACCCCCGCCAGUGGAAGACCCUCUUUCACCACAUAAUCCUGUCUGGAGGGACCGGCUCCUGCUCGGGGCUGCGGUCACGACUGCAGAGAGAAAUAGCCAACCUGGUUUGCCCAGCGCACGACAUCCAGGUGUACACCUCUCCAUAUGCCAAGUACGGGGCCUGGGUAGGUGGCUCCAUCCUGUGCUCGCUGUCCACGUUCGAGGACAUGUGGGUGACCAACAAAGAGUACGAAGACAUGGGAUCCUCUGUCGUCCGCAGAAGAAGCAUCUGAUACGUAACUAUAAGGGGCCCCUCACCUGUGUCGUCACCCAAGUCCAGGCCAAAGUGGGCCAGAGUGCAGAGCCUGCUCACACACAGGGUCCUUCCUCCCCUGGCUGCCAGUAAACAGGUCACCAAGGGACAGCGUGUCUCUUCCUGACCCCCUCCCUGCCUCCCAGCCGGGACAGCAGCACAUGCCCCCGAC
This is a messenger RNA of Marmota flaviventris (yellow-bellied marmot), 1899 nucleotides long. The record is from RefSeq and is a predicted model, not a curated record. NCBI's taxonomy places the organism in Eukaryota, Metazoa, Chordata, Mammalia, Rodentia, Sciuridae.